UGUACAUAAACAAAUUAAAUUUUGUUUUUUUCGAGUUAGCCGAAUUUAUACAAAUUUUUAGUGGAAAUAGGUGGAAAUGGCUAUUUUAUAGAUAUCAUUAGAUUACUUCGACUUUCCUUAGUUUACGCUAGUUUAUAAUGAAGUAAACGACUGAAGAAUCCGAAAAAAAUGAAUGAAACAUUACCAUCAGCGAUCAAAGUGGAACCUUCUUUGCACGACGGCGAGAAGCAAACACAGGAAUAUACUCCAUCGGAGAUUAAGCAUGAACCGUUGGAUAUAGAGUCGGAUGAAAUACCGGUAGCCGAACAGGAAGGUGGACACACCUUCAAAUGUCCAGAUCCGGACUGCGGCUACUCUUGCGAGCUAGAUGGACUCUUAAACAUGCACAUCCGUUUGCAGCAUGACGAUCAAAACUUCGGAUUGAUUGAACCAACUCCUUCGGCCGCACCCGAAGUGGAGGACGACUCGACGGAGCUGAAGAUCGAUCUGACGGGCCCGGUCGUCCUGAUUGAACGGGUUAAUAAGAGAAGGAACGUCAUUCACACCUGCAGCCGAUGUGGCACCGGAUUUCGGAAGCGGGAAGUCGCCGAAGAGCACAUUGCCAAGGUCCACAUGGUGCUGAAGCGGUUCACCUGUAGCGUGUGCGGAAGGGGGUUCGAUCGAUCUGGGGAUUUGGAAGUGCACACCCGGGUUCACACUGGGGAGCGUCCUUACAAGUGCCCGGCGGAAGAAUGCGACUACUCAGCGUCGUUGACUAACACUCUGCAGCGGCACGUACGUCGACGUCAUAAAGAUCUAGUCAUCGAUAACAAAUCUGGUGGGCCGGAACCACCAACGGAAGCCAAAAAACAGUGUGAAAAGGAUUCCAAGAAAUCAAAUAAUUCCACUGGAGCUUCUUCCAGUAAGCCGGUUAAACGCGGCAGCAUUACAACCAGAUCCAAAAAACGUCAUGAAUGCACAAACUGUCAAGUAGUCUUUACAAAGUUCGAAUCCUUGCGAGCUCAUCGUAAUGCCGUGCAUGGCAAGGAUAAAAUAUUCAAUUGCCCUUACAGUAACUGCGAUGCUAAAUUUCCCAGCUCUCGCAUACUGGCGAAGCACAUCCUGCUGCACGAUGAAGUAAAGCCGUAUCAUUGCACCGUCGAAGGAUGCCAGUUUACGUUCAUCUCGGAGGACGAUCAACGAAGGCAUCUCAAGCGUCACGAGAAAAAAGCCGACGCCAGCUUGCUGCCGUUUGUCUGCGACAUUUGCGGUAAGCAUUUUGAGCUGAAGUGUGGGCUUGUGCGGCACAUCAGUGCGCUGCACCCGCGGAGCGUUGGUACCAUUGGUAAGUUUGAGGAGGUUUUGGUUUCCGAUGAACAUGAUUCCACAGAAUAAGUUCACCGAGGAAGAGCCAAAGUUUUGUCCUUCCUAUUUGGCAUACAAUUAAAUACAUGUGUUCCUGCUGA
This is a messenger RNA of Aedes albopictus (Asian tiger mosquito), 1445 nucleotides long. Its product is annotated as zinc finger protein 93. Gene Ontology annotation, molecular function: RNA polymerase II cis-regulatory region sequence-specific DNA binding; DNA-binding transcription factor activity, RNA polymerase II-specific. The coding region runs from base 169 to 1374 and encodes 401 amino acids. The record is from RefSeq and is a predicted model, not a curated record. The transcript is spliced from 2 exons. Gene Ontology annotation, biological process: regulation of transcription by RNA polymerase II. Gene Ontology annotation, cellular component: transcription regulator complex; PcG protein complex; chromatin. Lineage: Eukaryota; Metazoa; Arthropoda; Insecta; Diptera; Culicidae.